Messenger RNA from Ruditapes philippinarum (Manila clam), 3167 nucleotides. RefSeq names its product calcium-activated chloride channel regulator 4A-like. NCBI's taxonomy places the organism in Eukaryota, Metazoa, Mollusca, Bivalvia, Venerida, Veneridae. The record is from RefSeq and is a predicted model, not a curated record. The transcript is spliced from 14 exons. Bases 106 to 2928 code for a protein of 940 amino acids.
GCUACCCAUUAUUGAUAGCGAUAGAUCAUGCAUUGCGUUUGCAUUGUUUAAAUUUAUAAAAUCAUCUUAAAUAUAUCACUUAAAAAAGGAAUUGUACACGAUUUAAUGAGAGAGCAAAACAUGAAGAUUUUGGUAUUUCUGAUAAUGUGUUGGUGCUUCAAAUACAUCGCUCCAAUCCGUGUAAACAAUGGCGGAUAUGAAGAUAUGUAUAUUGUUAUACAGGACAACAACGAGGACAGUGAAUUUCUUCUAGAGCGUAUACAGAAAAUUUUUACGGACGCGUCUGAACUACUGUUUACAGCCACCAAGAAUUAUUUAUACUUCAAGAAAAUCAAAGUAAUUGUACCAAGGACAUGGCAGCAUAAGGAAAAGUACAAGAAGGCUCUGAUACCUUCACACAUUAAACAGGAAAUAAUUAUUGACAACACUAAACAGAACGAAAAAGGCACACCAAGAGUAAAUGGGAUAACAGCAUGUGGCAAGGGAGGUGAAUAUAUGUACCUUCAUUCAGAAUCAUUUAUUUUGAAAACAGGGCAAACAUCUUGGGGUUUGCAUGAUAGAGUGAUUGUUCACGAGUUUGGUCAUCUACGUUAUGGCUUAUAUGAUGAGUAUCCUAUUUCCGGUGGUAGUUCUCAAUUUUACCAGCACGAAGGAGAGUGGAAACCAACAGGAUGCACAGAGGACAUUCAGGGAGAAAUUGGAAUUGGCAGCCAUUGCGAGAAAAGUAAUGCAUGUGAUUAUAAAAAUACCGGAAAGAAAAUGGAUGAUAAUUGCGACUUUUGUCCCGACCAAAAUCAAAAUUUAGAGGCUUCUUUGAUGGGUUAUCAAUGGAUAGAUGCCUUAUCCAAGUUCUGCGAAAGGAAUGACACAACAACGUCCAAACAUGUGUGGCAUAACCCUUCUGGGAAAAAUUUGCACAACAAACGAUGCAGUUCCAAGAGUGCUUGGGAAAUAAUGAGCAAUCAUCAGGACUUUUCAGAUGCACAUAAGCUGCCUAAUUCUACUGACACUCAGCCAACAUUUGAAUUCAUUCAAGAAAAUGAACAAUACCGUGUUCUUGUGCUGGAUGUUUCCGGCAGUAUGGAGGGGAAACGGCUUGAAAUCCUGCAACAAGUAACAACGCUUGUCAUUAAAGAUCUCAUUCCGUCAGGCAGCUAUCUUGGUAUCAUAGCUUUCAGUAACACAGCCACAGUUGUACAACAACUGACAAAUGUAACAUCCGAUUCCGUACGAGAUCAGUUAAUAAAUAGCCUGCCUACUGUGGCUGAGGGAGGUACAUGUAUUGGUUGUGGCAUUGAAAGUGCCAUUGAGUUAUUUAAAAUGGAACAAGGUGAGGCCACUAACGGAGAAAUUAUUCUCGUUUCUGAUGGGGAGAAUAAUGAAGGCAACAUUGACAAAUCGAGACAAAAAAUGUUAACAGAAAAGGUCACAGUGCACACUGUCUCUGUCACUCAAGAUGCCGAUCUUGUUCUUGCUGAUAUUUCAACAGAAAGCGGCGGGAAACAUUUUACAUACCUGGAAACUGGAACAUCUAGUUUUAUUGCUUUAUUUGAUGAAAUAAUAGUUAGCAGUCACACAUCUGCCUCGAAACAAACCGUUGUGCUUGCAUCAGAGAGAAUAAACAGCACAACAUCAAGCAUAGUCAAACUGGCAUUUCCUAUAGAAAAGAAUCAAGGAGAAAAUACAUUUGUUGCUGUUAUUGUACAAUCUGAUUACAACGGUCGAUUGUACAUUAAUCUAACUGGCCCAAAUAAUUUCUCUAGAACACUUAUUACUGCAGAAAAGACAGCGACUGUUCGGAUUCCAGAUAUAGCUCAGCCUGGUGAUUAUGAAACAACGAUUACAAUGGACACGAGUGGAAUAUCACUUGAAUAUGUAGUAAAAUCAACACCAAUCAGUAGUGAUAUAAUAAGAGUUGAGGCAUAUAUGUCAGCAUCGAAGAUCGACUUUAAAACUGGAGAGCUUCCUAUUAUCUACACAGAGGUUACUAAGGAAUACUCCCAAGUAAUAAAUGCAAACGUCACAGCUCGUGUAGAAUCAAACGACGGAGGCAAAGGUUGUAACGAAUAUUUGUAUGAUAAUGGCUUAGAUCCGGAUGAUAUUCGUGAUGACGGGAUUUAUUCAGCAUAUAUACUUCCACAAUGCCUGGGUGCUGGGCGCAUAAAUGUGAAGAUUUUUGCAAAAGGGCAAGAAGGAAAGGUACGCAUUAAGAGUGUUACUGCUGGUGGUCAAGCACCUUACCAAGAGGAACAGUUGACGGAAUACAACGAACGUUUUCAGCGUGUUAGACUGAUGGAAGACCUUUAUAUUGAAAACUAUGAGGAUCCUGGACUAAAUGACACGGUUCCACCAGGAAGAAUUACCGAUGUUGAUAUCCAUAAUAUUGUCACGAAAGCAACAUUGUCAGGAGAAAGCAGAAGUUUUACAAUAGCAUGGACUGCAACGGGUGAUGACAAAAGCAUUGGUCGAGCUUCGGCGUAUAUAUUCAGAAUCUCCGAUGAUUUUAAAACUCUCCAAGACAACUUUGAUAAUGCCGAGCUGUUAGAUGUCGGAAACUUUAGCUUUAAGCCUUUAAAUUCUGGUGAAAAGGAAGCAUUGAAAAUAAUUGUUGACGCAGAGAAAUCUUAUACCAGCACAGUGUUCUUCGCCUUAAAAGCAGUUGAUGAAGUGGGUAAUACUGGAGACGUGUCAAACAUUUUGUCAAUAGUUGUUGCUAAAGGAUUUCGUGCGCAUGGAGAGGCAGGCAGUUUGGAAACGGAAGAUGUUGACGUUGAUAAGCCAGAAGGACGAAAUGUCAUUUUAUAUAUUAUUCUAGGAUCUUCAGCAGGGGUUGUCGUGUUUUUGACAAUAGUCAUAACAGUCUGUUUGUGUAGAAACAGAAGAGCCCCGAAUGCAAAGAAUACAAAUGUUCCACUUGGGAGAGUAUGAACUACUUGAUGAAGCAAAACAUAGAAAUACGUACAUAUACCAUAUGCACGACUUAAACGAUCGCGUUUGUGUGCCUGUAUGUUUAUCAAUAAUGAUAAUUCUUUGUGACAAUAAUUCAAUUGUAAAAAUUCAUUGUGUUUAUCUAUUUGUGCGUAUUAUAUUUCAUUGUGAUGAAAGAGAAAUAAUAAAUAUUAUGACAUUAGUAAUAGAAAUAAAAGCAGUUCCCGUUGAAUUAGUCC